Anguilla rostrata (American eel) is the source of this 1722-nucleotide messenger RNA. Its product is annotated as olfactory receptor 52N5-like. The record is from RefSeq and is a predicted model, not a curated record. The transcript has a single exon. Gene Ontology annotation, biological process: detection of chemical stimulus involved in sensory perception of smell; G protein-coupled receptor signaling pathway. NCBI's taxonomy places the organism in Eukaryota, Metazoa, Chordata, Actinopteri, Anguilliformes, Anguillidae. The coding region runs from base 238 to 1173 and encodes 311 amino acids. Gene Ontology annotation, molecular function: odorant binding; olfactory receptor activity; G protein-coupled receptor activity. Gene Ontology annotation, cellular component: membrane.
UGCGUCGUCUGUUCAGAGAGUGAAACUGAACCCUGUUGGUUCUGCAGGUCAAAGAGAAGGAGAGAAGGAGUGCAAGUACUAUAUAUGCUGAUUCGGAUCAUCAUAAGAAUGUCCUCACAAGAAUUAAGCUUUCAACAUUCUCAGCUUCUGCUUAAAUGCGUUUUCAAGAGACUCUCUGCCAUUCAGGAAUAAUGCUUCUUGUGACUUCUGUUAGGUGAGACUUGUGAAUAUUUAACAAUGGUUGAAAUUUCUUCAAACUCAACAGACAUUCUGACACUGCAAGGCUUUGACCUACCUCCUCAAGGGGUGUAUGCUGCAUUUAUUUUCGCCAUGCUGAGUUACCUUUUAAUUAUCUUCUGUAACGUUUUCCUGAUGGCCACUAUUAUCAUGAAUAAGAGCCUCCACCAGCCCAUGUACAUCCUGCUCUUUAACCUGCCCAUCAAUGACCUCAUUGGCUCCUCAACCUUCUUCCUGCAACUCAUCAAAGAGAUCCUGCUGGACUCCAGGUACAUUGAGGCCUCCAACUGCAUCGCUCAGGCGUUCUUCAUCCACGUUUAUUGGGUUACUGCUGCUUUAAUCCUCUCUGCCAUGGCUUACGACAGGUACAUCGCCAUAUGCAACCCACUGAAGUACAGCACCAUAAUGACCAACAGCCACAUCGCGAAAAUAAUCGCAUCGGUGUGGCUCGUGGCCCUGCUCUUGAUUGGCGUGCUGUUCUUCUUACUACUACGGCUGCCUCGGUGCAGAUCUUUAAUAUCGCAAACUUACUGUGACAAUCCCUCUCUGCUUGCACUAGUCUGUGCAGACACCACCAUCAACAACAUUUACGGACUGUUCAUCACAGCCGGCUUGCAAGUGUUCGCCGUGGGUAUGAUUCUCUACACCUACCUUCAGAUUUUGCUUGCAUGCUUUAAAAACAAACACUCUGACACAAAGAGCAAAGCUUUGCAGACCUGUACAACUCAUUUAACCCUCUUCAUCAUUUUGGAGUGUUUAGGACUUUUCACAAUUAUCUCAUAUCGUGUAAAGCAGCUGUCUCCUCAUUUAAAGAGGAUGAUUGGAGUUUCCACCUUGAUAUUUCCCCCUACUCUCAACCCAAUAAUAUACGGCCUUAAAACAAAGGACAUCCGACAGAGGAUUAACAUGGCAAUCCGCAAAACAGUGAAUCCUUAAUUUUUCUUUUGAAAAAUAUUUGUGGUAAUACUGCUUACUAAGUCUGAGAAAUACUAGAAAUUUAGGAUUUAUUUACUUAAAAAAAUUUUUUUUUUACAGUAGAUCAACAGGAGUCUUUUAGCCCUAUCAGCAUACAUGUCUCCAGUGCACAACCAGAAAAGUAGCUGCCCUGAAGACCUGAAUGGUCUUCAUAUUUGGGGAAUUUCAUUUUAAAUCAUAAUAAAAACCAGCACACAAGGUAACCAUCCCCACAACAGAAUUCCUCAAAAGGCUUUACACAUCUUGUAUGAUGUGACUGAUAGUAGUGCUCAAGUGAAUUAGCAAAAAAGGCACAUGUAUUGCUUUUCAUUUUGCCCUUAAGCACUUGUGCACUUUCUGCAGAUGUUGAAUUGAAAAAUAAACUAUAUUUGAUCAAGUUCUGUGUUUAUUUUUUUUUCUGUGUGUUGCUGCAUUAAUCCAUUACUGCUCAUCUGCUGUAAAGAACUAUGUAUGUACAGCUGUUUUUUUUUUUUUGCCUGAGAUAAACACGUUUUCUACAAAAAUGAAAGA